Molecule: messenger RNA, 627 nt
Organism: Pleurotus ostreatus (oyster mushroom)
Lineage: Eukaryota; Fungi; Basidiomycota; Agaricomycetes; Agaricales; Pleurotaceae
Product: mitochondrial Homoaconitase
Exons: 4
Coding region: 1-627 (208 amino acids)
Source: RefSeq, a predicted model, not a curated record
AUGCCUCUCGAAACAGUUGAUACUAUCGAAAGCACGCCCACGGUAUCCGCAUUCUUCUACGGGACGUUGAUGCACCCAAAGAUCCUCCGCCGCGUCAUUGGCAACAACGGGAAGCAUCUGCAGAUAUGUCCAGCAGUUCUCCUCGAUUACACGCGGCACCAUGUGAAGAACGCCGACUACCCAGGAAUCCUACCCUACGAACGCAGCAAGCAGGUCUUUGGACUUGAUUUAGGUGUGGAGGAAAGAUCGGUCAGGGGGACGAUGGUAGUCGGAUUAUCAUCGCAUGAUAUCGCUCUACUAGACGUGUUCGAAGGCAAUGAAUAUACUCGGGACGAGGUGUCCAUUCGUCCCCUCGGUCCCCUGACCGAAAUUCCAGACCUGCAGCCCACCGUACAAUACGACCUAGUGCCUACCAAUCCCCCACCACUUCCACAAGAUAUCUCUCAGCUCUCUCCGCCAGUGAAGGUUGAUACAUACGUCUACCGCAAUGCCACAGAUUUAGAUGCAGCGCUGUGGUCGUUCGAUGAUUUCGUGAAGCAAAAUGCUUGGAAAUGGACGGGGCAUGAAGAUAAACACGAUUUCUACACGGAAAUUGAUCGAAGGAACGAUGCAGCGAAUAAUAAGUAA